Messenger RNA from Camellia sinensis, 487 nucleotides. Lineage: Eukaryota; Viridiplantae; Streptophyta; Magnoliopsida; Ericales; Theaceae. The record is from RefSeq and is a predicted model, not a curated record.
UAGGCCUUUGGCCCACUUAUCUGCAAGCCCGUAAUUCGUUAUCACACACCAAACUUCAUCGAAGCAGAUCUCGAGAGAGAGAGGGUUGAUCGGAGAUUCAAAAAUGGCGAACUAUCACUUCGUGUACAAGGACGUGGAAGGAUCUUCGACUCAAUGGGACGAUAUUCAGAGAAAAUUGGGAAACCUCCCUCCGAAGCACCAUGCAUUCAAGCCCCCAUCUUUCACGCCCGCCGAGGACGAAGACUCUAAACACAAAGACAAAGCCUGGAUCGAUGAUAGGACUGAAGAACAACUCGAAGAUCUUGAGGACGAUCCCGAUCUCGACGACGAUCGCUUCCUUCAGGAGUACAGUGUCUGCACCACCCUGUUUUUGUAGCUCAGCCUUCUUCUGUGCUCGAAUCAUGGCUCGUCUCGCACGUGGAUGCAUUUCCCGUACUUGUCGAGGAGGCAUCACAUAUGGUUCAAUAGGCCUGUCACCGAAUGGGUG